GUCUGAAAUUGUCGUGAAGCUGAAAUUUGGCAGCUGAGACUGUGAGAGGCUGAGAGCACCGAGUAGCAGUGCGUGCGAUUUCAGUCAUCUCUCUCUCUCUCUCUCUCUCUCUCUCCCUACACAAGCGUAAAUUUGUCUCCUCUCUCGCUUUCACAAGCUACAAGAGAUUUUGCCGUCUUCCUUCUCCGAUUCGCCCUCUCCUGCAUUUGGAUUGCUGUCCCCUUUUUAAUGCCUCGAGGGCCUCUCUUUCUUCGGAUUCAGAAGCUGUUCAUCAUCGAGGGUUCCUCCCCUCUUCCCUCCGAAUCCAAUUCCUUUGUUCAGGUAAUAAAAGAUUUGGGAAAGUGAACUGAGUUUUCAGUUUUCACCACCAUGCCCCUGUUCGAGCUCCUGAGGCUUGCAAAAGCCAGGCUUGAAUCAUCUCAAGAAAGGAAACCUUCUGCACCCGAUGAUGAUGACGUGGUCGAGCUCGUGUGGGAAAAUGGUCAGAUCACAACGCAGAACCAGUCGAGCAGGUCGAGGAAUAACACACACCAACAGGCUUCUUGCACUACUCUGGUCCAGCCAAAUUCUCAAUCGAACUCUCCAAGAACUAAGGAGAUUGGAAAUGGCGAUUCCAUGAAUGGGAUCCCAAUGCCAGUGGCCUCACUCAUGCCGGGUUUGAGUCAAGACGACGACUUGGUUCCAUGGCUGAACCACCCGCUCAAUGAAUCUUUACAAUCCGACUUCUUUCCUGACGUGUCUGAAGUUACAGUCAAUGAGGAAGAUAAUGAUGCACCGAACAAAACCCUUUUUCCCUUCUUUCACACAAUCAACAACAGCAAUCACUCACUUGCGGCGAAUUCCCGCUCUGUUUCCGCACACAAUGAAUCUACUCGAGGUGGAAAUGGCACGAGUCAGGAGGGGCCUUCAUCUCGGUCUAAUAUUUUUCAGGAACCACCCCCUUUGUAUCAAAGUGGUAUAGUAAGGAAUGUUGCUUCUGGACAUCAAACUGUCUGCAAAGAAUCGGGUCGUUUUACGCAGAAGCAAGAGCCGGCUCUUCCUAGUAACAAGCCCGGUUUGAUGAACUUCUCUCAUUUCUUACGCCCUGUUGCAUCGUCUAAGGCUAAUCAUCACGGCUCAGGUGCAACGACCACCCAGGAGAUGGGCAGCAAUCAUAUGGAAGACCGACUCGUUGAAUCGGAUAAUAAUAAUAGGCUGACUGAAGAGAAAAGCUUGCAUAGUAGUCCAGCGAAGGUGCUUCAGACCAAAGUCGUUAGUGCACAAGUACCGGAAGAUAAGGUUCUUAACCGGUCAGUUGCUUCUGAUGCAGCUAAGUUUGUUACCUCGGGUUCUUCCUCCAAGGAUAAUGUAAAGGGUUGCCUAAUUUCAGGCAAUUCAUGUAGAAGAGAUCGGCAGAGCGAAAAGGCCAUGGAGCCUGCGGUCCAAUGUUCUUCAGUUUGCUCGGGUAAUAGUCUCGAUGUACCUUCUGAUGUUCCUUUGCGUUCUUUGAAGAGACCUUAUUCAGAUACUCAAGAAAUGGACUGCCAGAGUGAAGAUGUUGAAGAAGAAUCAACCGAUGUAAGAAAGGCAGCUCCUUCCCGAGCAGGCUCCUCAGGUUGCAAGAGAAGCCGCUCGGCUGAAGUUCAUAAUCUGUCUGAAAGGAAACGGAGGGAUAGAAUAAACGAGAAGAUGCGUGCUUUACAAGAGCUCAUACCAAACUGCAAUAAGGUUGACAAAGCUUCAAUGCUUGACGAAGCGAUUGAGCAUAUCAAGUCACUUCAACUUCAAGUACAGAUCAUGUCGAUGGGAUCCGGAUACUACAUGCCGCCGAUGAUGUUUCCACCCGGUAUGCAACCUAUGCACAUGGCAGCAGGGCAUAUGCCACAUUACCCGGCGGCAAUGGCAAUGGCAAUGAGAAUGGGAAUGAGUUACGGAAUGGGCAUGCCCGACAUGAGCUGUGUUCCGCCGGGAGUUCCAAUGGUUCAGGUCCCUCCGCAGUUCCCGGCCUCGGGGCUGCGUCCCGCCAUUGGCAUGCCUCAUGUUAAUAGAGGUUCCUUUACGGAAAUCAAUGGCUCUGCAGUUACAGAGACAGCUAAGGUUGCUGAUCCGACCAGAGUCUCUGGUUCUAAGGAUCAAGAGAAGAACAAAGCCUUGAGUAGUACUAGCUGUAGUAAUGUUCCUACAAAGGGAGGUGGAUCUUCAUGAAACAAAGGAAGAGCCUUUUAUGAACAAAAAAAAAGAGUGAUCAUCUUUUCUUUUUUUUUUGGUUAAUGAAAUCUUUUUAUAUAUUCAUGCUUUA
This is a messenger RNA of Tarenaya hassleriana, 2278 nucleotides long. RefSeq names its product transcription factor PIF3-like. The coding region runs from base 370 to 2184 and encodes 604 amino acids. Gene Ontology annotation, biological process: regulation of DNA-templated transcription. Gene Ontology annotation, molecular function: protein dimerization activity; DNA-binding transcription factor activity. The transcript has 7 exons. Lineage: Eukaryota; Viridiplantae; Streptophyta; Magnoliopsida; Brassicales; Cleomaceae. The record is from RefSeq and is a predicted model, not a curated record.